AUGUAUGAACACAAUCUGGUGCCCGGAUUUGAGCGCAGAAACUCACAACAAACAGUAAUCAAUGAAGAUACGAACCAAUCUCCAGAUUAUCAAUCGUUUCCUUUGAACGAUAUAAAUGUGGGUUCUUCACUGACAGUGUAUAGAUCCUUAUACGCCGAGCAAAUGUUUCAUCUCACCAAAUACGUGAAUAAACUUGCACAAUAUCCCAAUACUGAGGUCAUAUUGAUAAUUAUAAGGGACGAACCUUCAGAAAAUAGUAUCGUGAAUCUUCCACAAAAAAAAGUCUUUACAUUUGCUAGCUCGAAAUUGCAGCCAUUGUUGGCAAGAAUUGAGAGGGAUUCUCGUUUUAGGCGCCUCGCCCACACUGUUAACUCACAAGGUGAUAUGGAUCUUCCAGACGCCAUAACCCCAAUAUCGUUGGUUUUGCUAGGUUUUUCCUUAUUGCUGUCGCUUACAAUUUUGGGAUCGGUGUUUGUUGGUAUAGUGGCAACUACUACAAUGCUAGUGUCCUCUCUUUCAUUAUUUUUAUGGGGUCGGGUCAUGGCGCAAAGAAAAUCACCAACUAAAUACCAGGCUCUAGGCGAUGAAAUGGAUCCAGAAAUGGAUCAAGAACCGGUCUUGAAUGGCUCGCACAAAGAAGAUCUCACCUCCAGCCAUUUGCCUGCGAACCGAGCAGAAAUCACCAAUCUUCAGGCUGCUAUCACAGGUAUUGCUUGCGAAAUUUCCACCAAUGGCACUAGAAUAUUGUUCCAUCUUGAAAGGGAAGAAGCUACUAUUAACUAUGGCUCAUCCGGUUUAAAGGAUAUAUUAGGGAGUUGUCGCCGCACUUCCUCAGUAGAGGAGGAAGAACCGCAAACUACCACCCGUCGACUUGACAAGCGCAUCGACUAUAAGAUACUUUGUGUGGUAUUUUCCACCGUCACUGUCUUUGACAUCGCGGUGUAUUUCAAGUGGAAUACUGUGGAAAAUAUUGAAGUUUUCGCCGUUUCUGCAUGCUAUUGCAUGAUAUUCAAUGUAAUUUUUGGGGUGAGGCUCUUAUAUAUGUAUUCGAACGGCAUGGAAUGA
Meyerozyma guilliermondii ATCC 6260 is the source of this 1065-nucleotide messenger RNA. RefSeq lists its product as uncharacterized. NCBI's taxonomy places the organism in Eukaryota, Fungi, Ascomycota, Pichiomycetes, Serinales, Debaryomycetaceae. The coding region runs from base 1 to 1065 and encodes 354 amino acids. The record is from RefSeq and is a predicted model, not a curated record. The transcript has a single exon.